AUGAGUAGCUUGGACAUCUACAACUCACUCACAAGAUCAACCACGCUUACAAGAACUUACAGCAUCUCUUUGGACUCUAAUGCAUUCAAACCAGUCUACAGGGAAUGUUUAGAUGAUGCUGAAGAUUUGGCCAAGCUUGGUUAUACGCAAGCCUUUGAUCGUGGGCUAUCACUCUUCAGCGUAUUUAGUGUUUCUUUUUCUGUACUCGGAUUGCUUCCGUCUGUGGCAGCGACAAUGUGCUUUACAAUGCUUGCAGGCACCCCUGGAAUGGUCUGGGGUUGGCUUCUAGCAAUGGUGUUUGUUGAUUGUUUAGCGGCAGCAUUGGCAGAGUUAUGCUCCAGCAUGCCCACUUCAGGUGGUUUAUACUACUCUGCGUCUGUACUGGCGCCAAAAGGGUGGGGUCCCUUAGCUUCCUGGAUUACAGGUUGGUCUAAUUAUCUCGGGCAGCUUAUCGGUUUCCCAAGUUGUGUAUAUAGUCUCUCAUCUAUGACAUUGUCAGCUAUUCGUAUCAGUCAGGAGGACUACAAAGUGAAACCCUAUCAACUUUAUUUUUUGUGUGUUGCCUUCAUAUUGGUUUUUGCAAUAAUGGCAUCACUUCCCACAAAGGUUAUAGGUCGUAUAAAUUCUUUUGGAACACUGUUGAACACCGUUUUUCUGUUCGUUUCAAUGCUCGUCAUAUUGAUUGAAGCUGGAUCGCGAAAUGGCUUCAAUAAAUCGAGCGACGUUUGGACAAAAUUCAAUAAUGUAACAUCGUGGCCUGAUUGGUUUGCAGUAUUUAUGUCCUUCUGCGGUGUCAUUUGGAUUAUGGCUGGGUUCGAUACUUCAUUUCAUCUUAGUGAAGAGUGCGCCAAUGCAAGCAUGAACGCCCCAAAUGGCAUUUUCUUGACUUCUACUAUUGGAGGUCUAGUUGGUUGGCUUUUCCAGCUAGUUAUAGCUUAUACAAUUGUGGAUAUAAAUGCUGUUGUGACUUCAGAUAACUUAUGGGUUGCUUAUUUGACACAGGUAUUAAGCAAAAAAACGGCCAUGUUUAUUGUUUCGUUGACAAUUGUUUCCAACUUUAUUAUGGCACAAGGUGUAUUAAUUGCUUCCUCUCGUAUUGCUUAUUCAUAUGCUCGUGAUGAAGUGCUACCAUGUUCCAAGUGGAUGGCUCAAGUCCACAAACGAACAAUGACGCCGGUACACACAGUCAUUGUGAACGGAACCAUUGCGAUCGUUGUCCUUUUAUUAAUAUUUGCAGGAUCAAUAACCGUUAACGCAGUUUUCUCAGUUACUGCUAUUGCGGCGUUCACAGCUUUUACGGUUCCUAUCUUUCUUCGUGCCUUUAUUGUGUCAGAUAAAGAUUUUAGACGCGGCCCUUGGAACCUUGGUCGGUUCUCCCGACCAAUAUGUGCUAUCGCUACUAUAUUUGUGAUUAUUAUGAUUCCCAUAUUAUGCUUCCCAAAUUCUUCACGACCUAGUAUGCAGCAAAUGAACUGGACCUGUCUUGUAUUCGGACUCCCAAUGGGUGCUGUGGUUCUGUGGUAUGCAAUAUCUGCAAAACAUUGGUUCAUUGGUCCCAAAACAAAUAUUGCUGUUGUGGGGCUUGCUGGUAUGUCUGUUCUUGAAAAAGGAAUUGCGCAGUCAUUUGAUUCUGACAGAUAUAUAAAGGAAAAAAGCAGCUACUGA
Messenger RNA from Schizosaccharomyces japonicus yFS275, 1665 nucleotides. RefSeq lists its product as hypothetical. Lineage: Eukaryota; Fungi; Ascomycota; Schizosaccharomycetes; Schizosaccharomycetales; Schizosaccharomycetaceae. The coding region runs from base 1 to 1665 and encodes 554 amino acids. Gene Ontology annotation, molecular function: transmembrane transporter activity. Gene Ontology annotation, cellular component: membrane. The record is from RefSeq and is a predicted model, not a curated record. The transcript has a single exon. Gene Ontology annotation, biological process: transmembrane transport.